AUGUUCAAAUACUUCGUUUUCGCCGCCUUCUGCCUGGCCAGCGCUGCUGCCGCUCCGGGAUACUUGGGUGGAUUAGCUGCUCCGGCUUUGCCUUUGGCUGCUGCUCCGGCCAUCUCCUAUGGACACGCCCUGGCCGCUCCCUCCCUCCUGGGCCCCAGGAUUAGCUAUGCUUCCCCGGCCUUGGCACACGCUCCUCUGGCUGCUCCCGCCAUCUCGACCUACGGAUUGGGUUACGGACAUGGUCCCAUUGGCCUGGCUCACGGCUCCCUCGGCCUGGCUCAUGCUCCUCUGGGUCUGGCCCAUGGAUCCUUGGGCCUGGCUCAUGCUCCUCUCGCUGCUCCCCUGGGACUGGGCUACAAGUCAGCCUAUCCGGCCCUGGCUGCUCCUUCCUACGGACUGGCGCAUGGUUGGUAA
This is a messenger RNA of Drosophila takahashii, 414 nucleotides long. Its product is annotated as cuticle protein 10.6. Lineage: Eukaryota; Metazoa; Arthropoda; Insecta; Diptera; Drosophilidae. The record is from RefSeq and is a predicted model, not a curated record.